UCAGGACCAGCCCCCAGCGUGAAGACGGGGGCGGGGAGCCCCAGACCAUGGCUCCCUCUGCACUGACCACAGGGAAGCCCUUUUGCAAUAAAGGAAAAGAAGAAGCCAGGUUGAUAAAGGAAGUGCCCGUCACUGUCGGGGUGGGCGGGUUUGGGGAAGGCCCCCACCCUCCUCCGUCCUCUGGAGGAGCCUGGUCCUCACUCCUGGUGCUGAGUCUCCCCCAGGGCCCCCAAAGGCCUCCCGCCUGGCCUUGAGGGCUCUGCCUGUCCUCUCACCCGGGAGGGGGGCAAGGCCAUGGGGCUGCCCCUGCUGCUCCUGGUGUCUCUGCAGGCUGGUCACUGGGCACAGACAAAUCCAGAACCUCUCUUUGGGAUGAAGCAACCAACGCAUCUCUCAGCCCCCAAGGGCGGCUCCAUUCACAUCCCCUUCUCCUUCCUUCACUCCUGGGCAUUAGCCAAGGAUCCCAACGUGAGAAUAUCCUGGAGAUGGAAACACUUCCAUGGGGAGUUCAUCUACAACAUGACCCCUCAAUUAAUCCAUGAGAAUUUCAAGAACCGGCUCUUCCUGAACUGGACAGAGCGUGAGAAGACCGGCUCCCUCCGGAUCUCAAACCUGAGGAGGGAGGACCAGUCUGUGUACUUCUGCCGGGUGGAGCUGGUCACACUGACACACGGCAAGCAGCAGUGGCAGUCCAUCGAGGGGACCAAACUCACAGUCACCCCUGCCAGCAAGACAACCAUCCUGGACCUUACCACCACCGCGGCCACUGCCACAGCUAAGCUCUGGGUCCCAGAGGAGAUAAGGAGUUCAGAGGCUUGGCUCCCGAGUAAUGAAGCUGUGAUCAAGGUGGCACUGGCCAGCGCUGUUCUCAAGAUCUUGAUUUUGGCGCUGAUUAUGUACCUCUUGUGGAAGAGAACCAAAGGUGCGCAGACUGAAGCCAGGACCCCAGCCAGGGAGUCCUCCCAAAACGCAGAAGAGAAUUACCAGAACACCGAGAAUAAAGGAUGACGCUGGAGCCCCCAGUGCCUCCCUCACUGUCUCCAGCUUGACCUCACCAGCUCAGCAGCACCUCCCCUCCCCACUUCCCAUGGUGGCCCCCAGGAAGAGACCCUAUACUCUGUCUUAAAGGCCUAAGCAGUGGGACGGAGUGGGGACCUCCUUCGAGUCAGCGGUGCACAGGGAUCUCAGCUCCUCAUAAUCUCCCCGGCCAGACGCAGACAGCUCAGAGGCCGGCAGGUGCGGGGCCACCAAGGACCUGAGAGUCACAGCCCCCCACCCCGAUUCCCUCUUCACCCUGCCAGCCUUUCACCACAAAAAUAAAAGGACCUGUGCAAUCUGCCUGAAUGCAUCUGCGGAGAAAGCUGACGUUACCUUCAACUUCUGUCCUUCCGGAAGUUGAUAAAAUGAACCAUGAUAGAUAGCUCACACCCAGAUCCCUUCCCUGGUACUUCUGUUCAGUGACUGCCUCAGGCCAGAGACAAAUAAAUCCCCAAACACUGGUAAUCAGUCUGGAACCCAAGGUCCGUCCCCCUAAUCUAACCCUUCUACUUUCCUUAGGAUAAUAACUAGCAUGUGUCGUGUUUGUGCUUUACGUGCGUGGCCUCAUUUCAGCAUCAUCAGCCACUCUCUAUGGCACUGGAUGUACCAUCUGAGAGAGGAUAAGAACCAGAAUGGUCACAGUGAUUUUCCCAAGGCCAUGUUGCUAGUAAGUGGCUGAGGCAGGAUGUGAACUCAGACCUGCCCUCUCGAUCUCUUUCUCCCAGGACACAGGCGGCGUCGCCUUCCCAGAUCUCUAUACUGACAGGUCUCCCACUAGAAGGCACCAUGUGCCCCAGCGACAUGGAGAAGGAGAGAAAAAAGCCAAAAUUUAGAGAUGAACCAAACCACAUUAACUAGUAACCUGGUUUAUUAAUAUAUAAGCUGCACAACUCUAACUUUAGCCAAGUAACCUCACAGCCAAUGAACAGUCCCAUCAAUAGACUAUUUAAUCCAACAAAUUGGAAUACACAUUUUUUCCCAUGGUCACAUAGAACAUUCACCAAGAUAGACCACAUUUUGGGUCACAAAAUACAUCCAAACAAAUUUAAA
Molecule: messenger RNA, 2088 nt
Organism: Odocoileus virginianus texanus
Lineage: Eukaryota; Metazoa; Chordata; Mammalia; Artiodactyla; Cervidae
Source: RefSeq, a predicted model, not a curated record